Molecule: messenger RNA, 7270 nt
Organism: Ostrea edulis (European flat oyster)
Lineage: Eukaryota; Metazoa; Mollusca; Bivalvia; Ostreida; Ostreidae
Product: frizzled-5-like
Exons: 3
Coding region: 4637-6382 (581 amino acids)
Biological process (GO): canonical Wnt signaling pathway; non-canonical Wnt signaling pathway
Cellular component (GO): plasma membrane
Molecular function (GO): Wnt receptor activity; Wnt-protein binding
Source: RefSeq, a predicted model, not a curated record
AAACUGAAAAAAAAAACACAUUUCUUAUAUAUGCAUUUUUAAGUCACCUGAGUAAGAUCUGGCGACCUAUUGCAAUUGAUCAGAGUUCAUCGUCCUCCAUCUUGCGUUAACAAUUGAACAUUUUUAACUUCUUGAUAACUAUCAUUCCAAUUCUUUUGAAAUUAAGUAUGAAACAUCUUUAGGACAAAGGGAAUGUAUAGAUUGUAAAAUAAAGAAUUGACCAAUUUAAAAAAAAAAUCUUCUCUACAACCGCACAUCUGUAAGAAAACUACAGAUGUGCGGUUGUAGAGAAGAUUUUUUAAAAUUGGUCAAUUCUUUAUUUUACAAUCUAUACAUUCCCUUAGUCCCAAAGAUGCUUCAUACUUAAUUUCAAAAGAAUUGGAAUGAUAGUUAUCAAGAAGUUAAAAAUGUUCAAUUGUGAAUUUCGCAACUCCUUACUCUAGGACGGUUAGAUAUUAGGCAUAUUGUGUUAGAGUUGCAUAUAUGAUAUUAUGUAAAGUCUUUCAUCAGUAUAGGCACUUUCAGGGGCAUUUAAAUUUUAAAGAAAACAUCUUGUUUUAUACUGUUGCUGAAUAUUAGAAUUUAGCUUAGAUAUGCAGAACAAGAAUUGUUUGUAGAUUUCAUAGCCCUUGGGAAUAGUGAUACUUUUAAAUAAUACUCAGGUGACCGCUAAGGCCUGUGGGUCUCUUGUCUAUUGUAUUUAUCUCGUUACACGCGAUGUUAUGUCAUUACGUUGACUGGACUUUGUAGUGGUAUGCAGCAUUUGAAAAAAAUAAGCAUCGCUUUUCGACGUUUUUCUCUGUGACAUUACAACCAAUAAUGUUGAAAAUACCGCAUUCUGAUCGUGACAUCCCAGUCGCCAAUAAUUUUAAAUCCCGGCGAAAUUUUUUUUAGAGCAUAUGAGAAAAUAACCCUCGGUAUGGAAAUGCUAACAAUAUUCAGGAACAAAUCUGAGUAAUGUAAAUAUAUUAAAAUAUUAAGCUUCUUCGUAUGAAAACUGUGAUUCUGAAUUUUUUUUUUACACAUAGCUGACAGGCUCUACAUCUCUUUACAUCUAAGUAGAGCUUAAUUACAUUUACAAAGACUGCAUAUUCUUUUCAAUUCUCGGAGUGUCGCUCCAAACACCAAAGAGAACGCACUUACCAAAUGCUUACCUACUCUGUCGGAGGACAUAUAUGUGUCCUGUGCAAGUUUUUCAGAUACAUGAGACAGUUCAAACAAAGGUGGCGGACACGUCGCGCUGCAUGUGUUUGUUCUGUCGGACUUGGACGCAUGGGUUUUCAGAUCUUCGUAACGUAUAGUAUCUUGAGUAUAGUAAAGCGACACUUCGAGAGCGGACUUAUAUCUUGGCAAAUAUGGACAAUUUACUCUCCCUUUAUUUGAAAUAAGUCAGAAGUAGUCGCAAAUUAACAUACUGGUCUCAAAGAGUACCGCUCCUUUUUGUGUCUUUUCAGUGAUUGAUGAAAAAUUUAAUAAAUUGCUUGAUGACAAUUUUGAAAGCAAAAAUGCAAGAUAUCUACAUAUUUGCAGUUAUGAAAACUACCAGGUGUAUAUGUUUGCAUGUACAAGUUAAUAAGAACAACUCCUUAGAAAUUUGAAGUAUUCGUAAACAGAUAUAUGCUUGGGGCGGAAAUUCUACUCGACGUUAAUUACACACAGCAAAAAAAAGAAAGAAGGUCUAUGCCGUGUGUCGGUUAUCUCUGAAUAUGACAGGUGUAAGGAUAAUUUGACUUAGGUCGACGUGACCACUGGUCAUUCGUUUAUAUCUUAUCAUAAACCGUUGUUUUAUCAUAUUUAUGAUUUCAGCAAAAUUCGUUCAAUUGUUUAUCUUUACCCGACAGUUUUUAUGGAAAUACAGCAGAUUUGUAAGUAAACUAUGUAUGAAUAUAUUACUUGUAAGUCCGGUGUUUAAAUCUAAAUAAACAUACGUAUCAUUCCUCGUGUCACACGGUCAUUAAAAGAAAUUAAGAUGCACGUAUAUUUGUUCUUUUUUUAAAAAUCUUAUAUACGUGCAUAUCAAAAUUAAUUGGAUUUAACCCGUAUUAUUUUUUAAAGGAAUUGUUGAUCUUUGCUAUAAAAAUCAAUUGGCUGAUUUUGUGCAUAAGAAUCGUGUUAGAGGCCGAUAUCGUAUUUUUAUUUUGAUUUGCGACUCAGGGAAAAGGAAGUAUAUUCCAUCCCCAUGAAAAAUCGCUGCUUUUGUUCUGGUUGGGAAAUCCGACACCACCCUGUUCUGUAAUGAUAGUGAAUUGAUCGAUUCCGGUAUUGUAGUCAUGCCAGUGAGUUUGUCAACAUGACGUAGUAUAGAGCCACGAUGGUCGUACCAAAGGUCAUCUCCGGAUACGGAAAUCAACAGUAUAUCAAUUGAAAAAGUGAACUAAGAUGAAAUGUGAUACGAGUUUAAAAGUUCAGGGGGAUGGCAAAGAUAACGGCAGUGGGUAUUUCGUGUGAAUGCAGUGCAGAUAAUGCUCGAAUUGAAACAAAAUAUCAUGUUGAGGUGUUAACUUCGGUAAGGUUUCUGAUACAAAUUAGAAUCCUAUUAUAGGAAUUUGUAUCUCUAUUGAUUUUCAAAUUUGGAUCUUGGGAAGAAAUGCAUGUAAUUCUGUCUUGUGGUAGAUUUCGACUUAGUCAUGGACCUUUGGCAAUGCUUUGGAAAAGAAUUCUGUCUCUUUGGGCAUGAUUCAUUUUUACAGACAUUAGAUCUUCACAAUGGUGUUUUUAAUAUCUAUAUAAAAAGUAUGCCGAAGAAAGUUAAUAAUGACAUUGUAAUAAUGAUUUGGUCUGACUUUCUUGAAGUGAUAUCAAAUCUGAGAUGACUACAUCUAUGGAAAAUCUGAAUGUAGAAACCCCUAAAUUUAAUCGUCUCAUCAAAUGUCAAAAACACUGAACAAAACACACAAACCCGCCUGAUUUCUCACCAUGAAUGCGACUUCUGUCAGCAAUUGAAUUUCCUGAUUGAAUUAUCUCUCUUCAAAUCGUCUUAUCAGUCAUUAGAAGGUUUCGAUACUUAUCAGACCUCCUUUUGGUUAAAAUCAGAUUAAACCAGCAAAUUGAUGGGUGUUCCGUGUAAGUCAGGGGGAAAAGAGAAAGCCCCAUUUCAACGACAAAUUAAAGUUCUAAUUGUGCAUGUCAUUCACAUACGAGCGUACAUCUUUGAUAAAGUAACAAACCAAACCAUACGAGUCACAUGGUUAUGGAAGAUCAGAUUAUAUGUCAAAGAUACCUCCUUGUUUUGGUUGUAAUUUUUUAUAUACAGAAGUUUGUUUUUUCUUUCUAUGUCCGUGGCUGAAUGCGUGUGUCAAUCACAAAUCGCAUUUUUGUAGACAUUUUGAAUAGUCCGAUUUGCAGCAGAUAAACCUUCCUAUUUCAUUGUGUCUAGAUUUUGAUUUUUGUCCAAUGUCAUAUCAUUAUAAAAUAUCUCCAGGAUUUUGACAGGUCUUUAAAGGUGCUGGGGUCGUAUCAGAUCCCACGAAACGCCAUUUUACCAUCAAUGGACUGACAGUUUGACAAUACUAUGAGCACUUUAAAUACAUAAUGUUGAACAUUUAACAAAUACCGACGUUUUAAAAAAGAAAUGUAUUUUUAGAAAGAUUCCUUACAAAGCGACGAUUUUUGUAUACCAUACGGCAGAACCAAAGGCUAAAUAAUUUUCAUUUUGUUUAUGUCUAUGAACAUUUGGUUUUGAUUAUGCGGUAUUUUAGCAUUGAACAAGUUUGCUGAGAACAUCUUUCGGAUAGAGCGCCGCUGAGGUUAAGUUAAUAGUCGAUCGUAUUACCCGGGGAUUGAUUUAUGGAGAAGCACGUUCAACACUCGCUAUAGUGUUAAGAAGACAGAGGUUGGUGAUAUUGAUUCCAAAAUACAUUAUCGAAGAUAAUUGGGAAGAUAUUGAUUUUCACGGUCCAUUUACGCCUAAUCUUGAAAAGCUGGAAGCGUAAAAUUUCAUCUUAAUGAGGAAGGCGGAGCUACGAUAAUUAUGACAUCUCUGAUACCCGGCUAACGAUUGGUGGAUGGAAAUUUGAUGGACGUGCGUCAUGUCAUACGGCUAUGAAUAAAACACGUUUAUCCAAAGUAAACUGAAAAAUUUGAUCAUAUCUGACAUGUGUACAUGCAAUAAGUUUUUUGUUAUCACGGAAAUUUGCCAGUGACUCGACCAAGUCAGGUUUAGAAACAGUGGUUCUGCUGAAAAAAGAUUUAAAUUUCAUUAUCCUGUGUUUUUCGCGGAACAUUGCAGUGAUUAAGAGGAUAAAGCUGAAUUCUGUGUGUCAAACGAGACUUAGGACCAUUGCGGGUACAUUAUUGAAAAGCGAACUAAUCCGUAAGUGUGUCAUAAGAGGAUUUUUAGCACGUCGCAUGUGAAAACAAGGCAUUUAAUAUUAAGUUAGCCAUUCACUCAGUGACAAGAAAAGGAGGGACAUAUUUCUUUGUGCUUUCUGUUUUAAACACCAACAAAACAUUCACGGUCGGGACUGUGCAACAAAUGUCGAUUAUUUCUCGGUGUUGUGGAUAGUAGAAUACUAAUCAAUGGCACGCGAUAUUCAUUAAUUACGCACAAGUUGAUGAGAAAGCAAGGAGUUAGGAUUUAAGAUAUAAUGCCUUGUAUUGCCGGUAGCUAUCAGUGUAUGUAAACUUUAAAAAGGAUAUGAUGGCGGUCCGCAAUAAGUUUGUUGACUGUUUGCUUUUCGUAUUAACAUUCGCAUUUCUGUUGUAUGUCAACAUCUGCUCGGUAGGGGCAGAAGAAGAGCGAAGAUGUCAGGAAAUCACGAUUCCGAUGUGUAAAGGCAUUGGGUAUAAUCUGACCUACAUGCCAAAUCAGUUUAAUCACGAAACGCAGGAGGAGGCCGGAUUAGAAGUCCACCAAUUUUGGCCUCUCGUGGAAAUUCACUGCUCACCGGAUCUAAAACUUUUCCUUUGCAGUAUGUAUACUCCGAUAUGUAUCCUAGAUUACAAGCACCCACUGCCAGCCUGUCGAUCCGUCUGCGAGAGGGCCAAAUCCGGAUGUGCUCCGCUGAUGGCUCAAUACGGAUUCGAAUGGCCGGAAAGGAUGAAGUGUGAGAAUCUACCCGUUUUCGGAAGCGGUCAACUGUGUAUGGACCAUAACCAGACGGAAUCGACGUCCAGUCCCCCCAAGAAGGAGCAAACAAAACCAAGGGAUAAUAAACACAAUGGCAAGAAGCCUAAACCCGAACGACCAGAAAAGAUACCUAGACCGUACGACCCCACAGACCAUAACUAUGUCAUCCCUCCGGAGGUUGAUAGACAUUGUGAUUGCAAAUGCAGAAUGGUUCGACUCGGAGAAGACAAUGCGUUUUUCAACAAAAUAUCUACCGGCGGUUUCGAAAACUGUGCUAUCAACUGCACGAGUCCUUACUUUACUCCUGAUGAGAUGACAUUUGCGACAUUUUGGGUGGGCUUGUGGUCCAUUUUAUGCUGUAUUUCAACCUCAAUGACAGUGCUGACAUUUUUGGUAGAUACAGAACGUUUUAAGUAUCCGGAGAGACCGAUUGUUUUUCUCAGUGUCUGCUAUUUCAUGGUCAGUGUUGGAUACAUCAUUCGUCUCAUUGCUGGACAUGAUGCCGUGGCAUGCGAUAAAAGCGCCAUUCGCUAUGAAACCACUGGACCAGCCCUAUGCACUGUCGUUUUCCUUCUCGUGUAUUUUUUCGGAAUGGCUUCCUCCAUUUGGUGGGUCAUUCUCUCGUUUACGUGGUUCCUUUCUGCCGGCUUAAAAUGGGGACAAGAGGCUAUUGCCAGCUAUUCUCAGUAUUUUCAUCUUGCCGCUUGGCUCAUUCCGUCUAUUAAAAGUAUUGUAGUGCUCGCCAAAUCUUCAGUGGACGGAGAUGCAAUUUCCGGAAUAUGUUCCGUUGGAAAUCAGAAUCUGGACAACUUGCGUUGGUUCGUUGUAGCCCCGUUAUUUGUAUACUUGAUUGUUGGAACUUCCUUCCUAGUGGCGGGCUUUGUGUCGUUAUUUCGAAUCAGAAAUGUGAUUAAACAACAGGGAAGGACAACUACCGACAAAUUAGAAAAACUCAUGAUUCGAAUCGGAGUCUUCUCCGUUUUGUACACGGUGCCAGCCACGAUUGUCAUCGGAUGUUACAUCUAUGAACUGACUCUCAAACCAAAAUGGGAGCGAAGUAAAAAUUGUCCCUGUGAGGGAAAAGAAUCGAAACCUGACUACUCCGUGUUUAUGUUGAAAUACUUUAUGUGUUUAGUUGUGGGAAUUACGUCCGGGUUUUGGAUCUGGACGGGUAAAACAGUUGACUCGUGGAAGAGACUAUUCAAUGGACCGUGCUGUAGACGCGACAAUACAAACUUUAAUUCUCGAUUUUCAAAGCCAUCAACCAAUUCCACAUACCCUGGUGUGAAACCGCUCCCGCUAAGCCAGGUCUAAACUUCUGAAGCAAUAAUACUCCGAUGAAAACGUAGGGUAAAAUGGAUAUUUAGAAUAAUGAUACAUAGAUAAACAAAGCUUACAAUGAUUUUAUUGAUGUAUAAGAAGACAUGAAUGUGAUGUGAUAUUUUUUGUUUAAAUCGUAUAAAACAUCAGAUGGGAAAUUGUUGCGAAAAUUCUGGGUCUGUAAAUCUUUUUUCUUUCAAUAUACGUAGUAUUUAGCCAGAGGGAUAGAGAUUAUUAUCUGUAAAAUAUGUAAAUCCUCUAGCUAAAUAUUAUGUGUAAUUUUCGGUCUCAGUUUAUGGCAUGUUAAACUUCUGUUAGUAAAAUCGGCUAAUUGAUCUCUAAUUUCAUUAAUACGUUUACAAACGAUUAGCUGUCAUAUGAUGAUAAAUAUUUACCCCUCGGAAAUUUUUUCACCUUGUUAAACAAAAAUAUUAUUACAAUUAAAAGUGGGACUCAUUAGAAGUUUUCAAAGCAUGUCAUGUAAGUUGCUUGCAGGUUUGAAUUAUGUAUGUUUAAUAAUGCCCUGUUCGCAAUGAAUUUCUCUACUUCCCAGUGCUUCUUAUGUAAUAUUAAUUUAUAUUUUGUAAAUAUGUUGUAAAAUACUCAUUGUCAUUGUUGUUCUCGUUUUACAAAAUAUGUCCUUGUUAUGUAUAAAAUUUACAAAGAUGAAUUUACAUGUAAAGUGUAAAAAUAGAGACAAUCAGAAAAAAUGUAAUCUAAGAAUCGAGAAUCAAAUUUUUGCCAUAAUUUUCACAAAGGUGCUAUGUAUUUCAACUUUGUGCAAGAAAUAAAGAUUUGAAACGAUGUUGUAAAUAUGUUAUAACUACAAAAUGCAGAAAGAAAAUAAAACCACAACAGUUGAUGGUGCUAGUUAAAAAUGAA